Molecule: messenger RNA, 2976 nt
Organism: Anoplophora glabripennis (Asian longhorned beetle)
Lineage: Eukaryota; Metazoa; Arthropoda; Insecta; Coleoptera; Cerambycidae
Gene: whd
Product: carnitine O-palmitoyltransferase 1, liver isoform
Exons: 11
Coding region: 274-2592 (772 amino acids)
Biological process (GO): carnitine metabolic process; fatty acid metabolic process
Cellular component (GO): mitochondrion
Molecular function (GO): carnitine O-palmitoyltransferase activity
Source: RefSeq, a predicted model, not a curated record
AGUUAACAACAGACCGUUUUUUCCGAGUCUCAUUCGGAGUCGUUGGACGGAAGAAACAGUUUUGUUUUGCGUUUGCGGUGGUGUGUGGCGGUAGUUAGUUGUAAUUUUUACUCUGCUACCAUCUUUCUUUAGUUAUUUGGGACUGGUAUUAAAAUAUUUACCUGCUGCUGGAUUAAUAUUAUGGUUUGGUAGUUAGAAAUCCCAUACUUUUAUAUUACGUGAAACAACUAUUUAUAUUCUAUUAAUUUUGGAUUAAAAUUGUGCUAAACCAAUAUGGCGGAAGCCCAUUCUGCUGUUGCCUUCUCAUUCUCCAUAACCCACGAGGGAUGGGAUGUCAAUUUUGACAGGGAAGUUCUUCAUCUAGUGUGGCAAUCUGGCGUCAGGUCGUGGAAGAAGCGGGUAGCUAGGUUUCAAAAUAGUGUACACAAUGGCGUGUACCCGGGGCAUUAUAGAUAUUUAUGUGUGUUAAUAGGAUUAGUGACUGCUGUCCACUUGAAUGGAUACUCAGUGCCUCUGAAUAUGACUAGUGGAAUUAUUAGAACAUUGCCAGGAAAUACUUUGCCGUGGCAACUAGCAGCAUGUUUUUUAACAUCUUUAAUAUACUGGUUAACUGCAAUAUACAUACUCCGGUAUAUACUGAAGCUUCUUUUUAUAUACAAAGGUUGGAUGUACGAGUCGAGAGCCAGAGGUGCUCAGAUUUCAACGAAAACAAAACUCUGGUUGGUACUGGUAAAAGUUUUUAAUGGAUGGAACACUCCUAGGUUGUACAGCUACCAGGGAUCCUUGCCUAGGCUACCGUUACCGACAGUGCAUGAAACUAUGACCAGGUACUUAAGAAGUGUUAGACCUCUGUUGGACGAUGAAAGGUACAAGAGAAUGGAAAAGCUAGCUGCCGAAUUUGAAAACGGCAUUAGUAAAAAAUUGCAGCGUUACCUAAUCCUGAAGUCUUGGUGGUCUUCAAACUACGUUUCCGAUUGGUGGGAAGAGUACGUUUACCUCCGUGGAAGAUCGCCUCUCAUGAUUAACUCAAAUUUCUACGGUAUCGACGCACUUUUAUUACACCCGACCCGUAAUCAGGCAGCUAGGGCGGCGUCCACCAUAAACUCUUUACUCGUGUUCAGGAGGCUGGUCGAGAGACAAGAAUUGGAACCUAUCCUAGUGCAAGGGUUGGUUCCGCUGUGUUCCUGGCAGUACGAAAGGAUUUUUAACACCACCAGGAUUCCUGGUACAGAAACAGAUAAGAUUUGUCACUUGGCGGACUCGAAUCACAUUGUCGUUUAUCACAAAGGGAGAUACUUCAAGGUCAUUAUUUACAAACGCAGGAUUUUGAAGCCUGCAGAAAUCCAAGUUCAAAUUCAACAAAUUCUCGAUGACACGUCAGAGCCACUGCCCGGUGAGGAGAAAUUGGCUGCCCUUACGGCCGGCGAAAGGACACACUGGGCCAACAUAAGGAAGAUGUUAUUCAACAAAGGAGUUAACAAAACUUCCUUGGAUGCCGUGGAGAAAGCGGCAUUUGUUGUUGCUCUGGACGAUUUCCCGUAUGAAUAUGACACGAAAGACCCAUCAAAAUUAGAUAAAUAUGGAAGAGCCUUACUACACGGCAAAGGAUAUGACAGGUGGUUUGACAAAUCUUUUACGUUGUGCGUAGGAAGCAACGGACGUAUUGGAUUUAAUGCCGAACAUUCAUGGGCAGACGCCGCAGUCAUGGCUCACCUCUGGGAAUGGGUAAUGACGUCAGAGACGUGGGAAACUCGAUACGACGAAGACGGGAACACAAUCGGCAAACCCGAAAUCACGCCACCCACCCCGAUCCGACUAAAGUGGGAACUGAAACACGAAGCUACCAGCGCUAUCGACAGUGCCUUGAAAGUGGCGCAAAAUCUCAUAAGUGACAUAGACCUGCGGAUCCUGGAACACAACGACUAUGGAAAGGGUUUCAUGAAAACUUGCGGACUCAGCCCCGACGCGUUUAUCCAGAUGGCUCUGCAGUUGGCGUAUUAUCGAGACGCAGGGAAGUUUUGCCUAACCUACGAAGCCACCAUGACCAGAUUGUAUAGGGAGGGUCGAACGGAAACUCUUCGACCCGUUACACUCGAAUCGGCCGCCUGGGUUAAGGCAAUGGAGGACGGUAAAACUCCCGUUGAGGAACAAGUGAGGUUGCUGAGAAGCGCUUGCCAAAGGCAUCAGGCUGGUUAUCAGGACGCCAUGUGCGGAAAGGGCAUAGACAGACACCUGUUCUGCCUUUACGUUGUUUCGAAGUAUCUGGAAGCGGAGUCUCCCUUCCUCAAGGAAGUGCUUAGUGAACCCUGGAGGUUGUCCACGUCCCAGACGCCCCACGGUCAAACCAAUCGUUUGGAUCUGAAGAAGCACCCCAACUGCAUAUCGGCGGGCGGUGGAUUUGGUCCUGUAGCCGACGACGGUUAUGGUGUGUCGUAUAUCAUCGCCGGAGAGGAUUUACUGUUCUUCCACAUCUCUAACAAAAAGAGCUGCCCAACAACAGACUGUCACCGGUUUGCCAGGAAAAUAGAAGAGGCUUUAUCAGACAUUAAACAGAUGUAUUUAGAGUACAAAUCGAUGAAUGGGGUGAAGUGAGUCCUCUUCCGUUUACUUUAACGUAGUCAUUUAACUAAAACGUCUGGUUUGUCGGAUGUUUACUUCUGUGGUUUGUGGUUUAAUUGUUGGUGUAUAGGAUUAAUUUAAUGAAGUGUACAUAUCGAAAUCUUUGUAAAAUUCUUUGUAGGCUAAACAAUUUCACGGAAAGCUGUAAAUUUUGGAAAUAUUUAACAUGCGAUAUUUUUAUAAGGAAUAACUUUGGACGAUGUUGAGUUUUUAGCAAAAAUUGUAUAUUUUAUCACGUUUAAAAUCUUAUUGAGUGUAUUCAUCUUGUUUGUUAUGCAAAAAUCAAUGCAAUAACUUUAAUUUUCUUGUUUUUUUUUAAUGAAUAACAUUUUUUUUAUUAAACGAUAGUAUUGAGUA